UUUGACGAAAUCAUUAUUAUCCUAUCUGUUUUAAUGUCGUCUUGACUUGAAUCGAGACCAUCUACAUAUACCCCUGUACCUCCAUCCCCAUUCUUCAAGCACAUCAACUCUUCAAACUUGCAAUUCCAAAACCAUCCACACCGGCCAUGUUAGACCUUGAGCUCUCUACUACUCUCCUCUCUUUCCUCCUCCCUUUCCUCUUCUUGUUCAUCAUCAAAUGGAGUUCCAUUUUCACCACCCUUUUCCCAUCCAAAUCCCCUCUAAAUUCUACUUCUGAUAAAACCCCAGCAUCAUACCCAAUCGUCGGCUCUCUCUUCUCAAUCUAUGCGAACCGGAAACGGAACCGAUUAGAUUGGAUGUCGGAAAUAUUAUCCAGCUCACCCACUUCCACCUUCGUCCUCCACCGCCCCCUCGGCCGCACCCAGAUCUUCACGGCCAACCCUUCCAACGUCGAGCACAUUCUCAAGUCCCACUUCCACACGUACCCUAAGAGCGCCUUCUUUCGAAUGACCCAAGCCGACCUGCUCGGCGACGGCAUAUUCAACACCGACGGCGAGAGCUGGAAGUUUCAGAGACAAGUCGCGAGCCACGAGUUCAACACCAAGUCGUUACGGAAAUUCGUCGAACAGGUGGUUGACACGGAGCUCAACGACCGUUUGGUACCGAUCCUAUCAGCGGCCGCCAACAGCAACACCGUACUUGAUCUCCAGGACAUUUUCCAACGGUUCGCGUUCGAUAAUGUGUGCGCGAUCGCGUUCGGGUACGAUCCGGCGUCGUUGGUGCCUUCUCUGCCGCAGGUGGAAUUUAUGAAGUCUUUUGAAGAUGCGGUUCGAAUCAGUAGCCAGAGGUUCCAGUCCAUUCAUCCUCUGCUGUGGAAAGCUAAACGCUGCCUCGAUGUUGGAUCAGAAAAGAAUCUCCGAAUUGCCGUGGAAGGAGUCAGGGAAUUCGCCAAGGAAUUAGUUAAGGAGAAGAAACAUCUACUGAAUGAAAAAUCAGAACUCGAUUCGUUCGACCUUUUAUCUCGAUUCUUGAGCUCUGGCCAUUCCGAUGAAAACUUCGUAACAGAUAUAGUCAUCAGCUUUAUAUUAGCCGGUCGCGACACCACCUCAGCUGCAUUGAUUUGGUUCUUCUGGUUAGUAUCCAAAAACCCAAACGCAGAAGGAGAAAUUCUCAGAGAGAUUUACGAAAAAUCUGAAUCUCCGAUUUUCGAAGAAGUGAAGGACAUGGUUUACACCCACGCAUCGCUGAGCGAGAGCAUGAGGCUGUACCCGCCGGUGCCGGUCGACGGAAAACAAGCUAUCGCCGACGAUGUGUUGCCAGAUGGCACGUUCGUGAAGAAAGGUACGCCGGUGGCGUACCAUCCGUACGCAAUGGGGAGGUCGGAGAAGAUCUGGGGGAAGGACUGGGCGGAGUUUAAGCCGGAGAGGUGGUUGGAGAGAGACGACGCGGCUGUGGCGGAUCAACGGAAGUGGAACUUUGUGGGAAGGGAUCCUUACACGUACCCGGUGUUCCAAGCGGGGCCGAGGGUUUGUUUGGGGAGGGAGAUGGCGUUUCUACAGAUGAAGAGGGUGGUCGCGGGCGUUUUUCGGCGGUUUCGGGUGGUGCCGGCUUUUGAGGAUGGUAAGGAGCCGGUUUUUGUAUCGUAUCUGACGUCGAAGAUGGAAGGCGGUUUUCCGGUGAGGAUUGAGGAGAGAGCUUAGAGAUUCUGAUGAUGGCUCGAUCAGCUGAUUUUUUUCCUUCUUCCUAUUGCAUAUAUGUCUGUUUGUUAAUGUCAUUAUCAUUCUUCUGUUUCUGAGUAGAAUGCUGAGGGUAACUUUUGUAUGACUAUCUUGCUGUGUACAAACAGAACAUUUCAUAUUGUCAUGGAUAAUGUUGUAAAAAUCUCAAUUUUGAUCUCAAA
Molecule: messenger RNA, 1900 nt
Organism: Rhododendron vialii
Lineage: Eukaryota; Viridiplantae; Streptophyta; Magnoliopsida; Ericales; Ericaceae
Product: cytochrome P450 94A2-like
Exons: 2
Coding region: 147-1700 (517 amino acids)
Molecular function (GO): monooxygenase activity; iron ion binding; heme binding
Source: RefSeq, a predicted model, not a curated record